Cucumis melo (muskmelon) is the source of this 2635-nucleotide messenger RNA. RefSeq lists its product as uncharacterized. The coding region runs from base 140 to 2413 and encodes 757 amino acids. Gene Ontology annotation, biological process: ubiquitin recycling; proteasome-mediated ubiquitin-dependent protein catabolic process. The transcript has 22 exons. Gene Ontology annotation, molecular function: ubiquitin binding. NCBI's taxonomy places the organism in Eukaryota, Viridiplantae, Streptophyta, Magnoliopsida, Cucurbitales, Cucurbitaceae. The record is from RefSeq and is a predicted model, not a curated record. Gene Ontology annotation, cellular component: nucleus; cytoplasm.
AUUUGUAAACUCUUUUUUUUUUGUAUAACAAUAGAUCAAACUUCCCGAAAAGGAUUGUUACGCUGAUUAUAAGUGGGGAAAAGAGACUUCUUCCCUAUCAAGCCAACUCUGAUUCCUCCCGCGUCCGUCUCAGGCUGCUAUGGAGACGGGCCACAAUGGCUACAAAUUGCGGUGCGAGCUCACUGGCCACGAGGACGACGUUCGGGGAAUUUGCGUCUGCGGAAAUGAGGGAAUUGCCACUUCGUCCAGGGACAAAACUGUGCGGUUUUGGAAUUCGGAUGGACGGAAGUAUGUAGAAUCGAAAAUCUUGCUGGGGCAUACGAGUUUUGUGGGUCCUUUGGCUUGGAUUUCGCCAGAUGAGGAGUUUCCGGAGGGGGGAAUUGUGUCCGGUGGAAUGGAUACACUCGUCAUUGUUUGGGACAUGAGGACGGGUGAGAAGGUGCAGACUCUUAAGGGCCAUCAACAGCAAGUUACUGGCAUUACGUUGGAUAAUGGUGACAUUGUGUCAUCCUCCGUUGACUGUACUUUAAGGCGAUGGAGAAAUGGCCAAGUGUUGGAGUUUUGGGGUGCUCAUAAUGCUGCAAUUCAAUCAGUUAUAAAGCUUCCAUCAGGCGUGCUGGUCACAGGUUCAAGUGAUGCAAGUUUGAAGCUUUGGAGAGGGAAAUCAUGUUUGAAGACACUUUUAGGACAUACAGAUACUGUUCGAAGUUUAUCAGUGAUGUCCGAUCUGGGAGUGCUAUCUGCAUCUCAUGAUGGUUCCAUUAGGUUAUGGGCACUAAGUGGUGAACCAUUGAUGGAGAUGGUUGGUCACACUUCCAUUGUGUAUUCAGUGGAUUCACAUGCUUCCGGACUCAUUGUUAGUGGGAGUGAAGAUUGUUCAGCAAAGAUAUGGAAAGAUGGUAUUUGUGUCCAGAGCAUUGAGCAUCCUGGUUGCGUUUGGGAUGCCAAGUUUUUGGAAAACGGAGAUAUUGUCACAGCUUGUUCCGAUGGAGUAGCACGUGUCUGGACUGCAGAUCAGGAAAGAAUUGCUGAUCCCCAAGAAUUGGAGUCAUUUGCUUCCAGACUGUCUCAGUAUAAGUUGAAGAGGAAGAGGGUUGGAGGAUUGAAACUGGAAGAAUUACCUGGGAUGGAUGCUUUACAAAUUCCAGGAACCAGCAAUGGACAGACAAAAGUUAUUAGAGAGGGAGAUAAUGGUGUUGCUUAUUCAUGGAAUUUAAAUGAUUACAAAUGGGAUAAGAUUGGUGAAGUUGUUGAUGGACCUGACGAUGGUGGGAGGAAACCUGUUCUUGAUGGAGUCGAAUAUGAUUAUGUGUUUGAUGUUGACAUUGGAGAUGGUGAGCCUAUUCGCAAAUUGCCUUACAAUUUAGCAGAUGAUCCAUAUACUGCUGCUGACAAGUGGCUUCUCAAAGAGGAUCUUCCUCUCGUCUAUCGGCAACAAGUGGUUGACUUCAUACUUCAAAAUUCUGAAAAAAAGAAUUUUGUCCUUGAUCCAUCAUUUCGGGAUCCUUACACUGGCUCUAGUGCUUAUGUGCCUGGUGGGCCUUCAAAUGUUUCAGCUGAAUCUCGGAAACCUAUUUUCAAGCACAUCCCUAAGAAAGGGGUCCUUGUCUUUGAUGUUGCUCAGUUUGAUGGGAUACUAAAAAAGAUUGUUGAGUUCAACAAUGCGCUGCUUGCUGAUCCGGAAAAGAAGAACUAUGCCUUGCCAGAGCUUCAGGUUUUGAGACUCAGUGCUAUUGUCAAAAUUUUGAAGGAUACAUCACAUUAUCAUUCUACCAAAUUGGCAGAUGCUGAUGUUAUGUUGUUAUUGAAUUUGCUCAGAUCAUGGCCUCGUGAAUCAUUGUUUCCAGUUAUUGACAUGCUACGGAUGAUUGUUCUGCACCCUGAUGGAGCAAUACUGCUUUUGAAAUUUAUUGAUUCUGAUGGUAUUCUUCUGGAACUGAUUCAGAAGGUUACAAUGGCACCAGUGAUUGCUGCAAAUAUUUUGACAAGCAUACGACUCAUAGCUAAUCUAUUCAAGAAUUCUGGGUAUUACAACUGGUUGCAGAAACAUCGUAGUGAGAUUCUUGAUGCAUUUUCAAGUUGUUACUCAUCUGCUAAUAAGGCCGUACAACUAUCUUUUUCAACACUAAUUCUCAAUUUCUCUGUGUUGUUGAUUGAUGAGAAGGAUCUUGAUGGUCAGGGUCAAGUUCUUUCAGCUGCACUUGAGAUUGCAGAAGAGGAAAAUCUUGAAGCUGAUUCAAAGUUCAGGGCCUUGGUUGCCAUUGGAUCUUUGAUGGUGGAAGGGGGCGAUGAUAUCAAAAGAACCGCAUUGGACUUCGACGUAGAGAGCAUUGCCCAAAAAGCAAAGACUUCGAAAGAUGCCAAGAUUGCUGAAGUUGGGGCUGAUAUUGAACUGUUGAUAAAAGAAAGAUGACUUGGUACUCUUCAAUUGAUUAGAUCACUAGUUCUGCUUUUCAUUUUUCGCCGUAGUUUAAACCAAUUGAGUCCAACAGAUACCAAUGUCGGAUCUGAACUAGAUAGAAAACGGUGCUCAUUUAGAGCCGUGCUGGCACCCCUUUAUUCAUGAGUAAUAGAAGAUGCGGGCAUGUUAAUACUUUUAAAUCAAUCAAAUAACUAUUACAUCACGUGUUUGACA